Molecule: messenger RNA, 1653 nt
Organism: Oldenlandia corymbosa var. corymbosa
Lineage: Eukaryota; Viridiplantae; Streptophyta; Magnoliopsida; Gentianales; Rubiaceae
Source: the annotation of a GenBank genome assembly
AUGGAAUCGAGCGAAGAAGAAGAUAGCAUAGAAAAUCACCCAUCAUUGCCCCCUAAUUAUCUUUCCCUAGCCCAGCUCCGAGACCAAUGGCUUCAGAAGCAGAAGAAGAAGCAAAUAGAUGAAGAGGCAAAGCAAAAUCAAGAGCAGGAGAAGGAGAGGGAGAAGCAGAAACAACCAGAACGACAAGGAAAACUGGUGGCGGCGUCACAGCGUCUGCGACAGGAAAAGGGGAAGAAGAAAGUGGUCGAAGAAGAACCGGGCAGGGGAAGGAAUGCGUGGAAAAGAGUAGAGGGUUCCCAGAAGUUCUAUGUGUCUCAGCGUGCAUUGGGUGCAAAUACUACAGAAAUCGGCGGGGAUGAGAGACAGUUGAAAUCUGAAGAGUGCACAAAGCAAGGUUCUACCCAUCAAGGAGUUGCCGGAGUUGGUGGGCAGGAAGAAACAAUUGCCGGUGAGAGGAAGAAGAAAAAGAAGAAGAGGAAGAAUUGGGGCAAAAGGGGGAAUCGGGCUAAUGGGAACCCAGUUGGAGCUCUGGAAAGCCCGGAAAAUUUGGAAGAUUCUAAUUGCAUAGAUGACGGGGAAGACAAACGUAAGGGAGGAUUAGGUAGAAAUGCUACUGGGAAUAGAGAGGUUGAGGGGAAGAUUAAUGUGUCUAUGAAUGGGGUUGUGCCGGACUAUAAAGGAGAGCUAGUGAACUUAUUCUCUGCGGGUGGAAAAUGUGGGCAUGAUGAGGAGUUUAAGGUACAAGAUUUGGGAAAUCAAGAUGACCACAGGUUGGUACAUACUGUUUUUAGUGUGAGUACAGUGAAGUGGUCGCCAAAGAGUAUGGCAGAGGAAAAAGUUCAUGUGGCUAGAAAUGGGGUUGAUCAAGAGAUGCUAGAAGCAGGAAAUGUUGGUAUGGCUGCAGUCUCACCAGAACUCAAUCGAGAGGAUUGUUCAGUAAGUGUUGGAAGAAAUAAAAGAGGGGAAGGAAGAGCUAGCUAUAGGCACAAGAGGAAUGUUCAUAAUCUGAGGAAUACAAGAGACUCCAGUGAUAGUAAAAUGGAGUUGGGAUGCGAGAAAAAUGUGGAAGAGGAAAGAGUUUUGGAUAAAGAACAUGAAAGGAAUGGCAUGCAGAAGGAGAAGACUGAUAGGGCCGCUCAACCAGGUGGUGACAAGACAGUGGUUGAAGAUAACCUGACUCCAAAAAUUAGAAGGGAUUUGAGGUUUCUAUCAUUAGAGGAAAACAAAGAGGGAAAUGCUGCAUUGAGGAAGGGACAGCAUGGUCGGCCAAAGAGAGGAUUUGGGAAGUCAAAAGAUGGAUUUGGGAAUUCUAGAGACUCCACUGACAGUAAAAUGGAGUUGGGAUGCGAGAAAAAUGUGGAAGAUGAAAGUGCUUUGGAUAAAGAACAUGAAAGGAAUGCCGUGCAGAAGGAGAGGACUGCUAGGGCAGCUUAUCCAAAUGAUAGCAAGACAAUGGUUGAAGAUAACCUGACUCCAAAAAUUGGAAAGGAUUUGAAGUUUCUAUCAUUGGAUGGAAACAAAGAGGGAAAUGUUGCAUUGAGGAAGGGACAGCAUGGUUGGCGAAAGAGAGGAUUUGGGAAGUCAAAAGAUCCCAAAGGUCUUGUUUGGGUGAAAAAGGGGGAGAAUUCAGACAGCAAUGCAGCUGCAACUUAA